Molecule: messenger RNA, 3092 nt
Organism: Oncorhynchus kisutch (coho salmon)
Lineage: Eukaryota; Metazoa; Chordata; Actinopteri; Salmoniformes; Salmonidae
Product: polypeptide N-acetylgalactosaminyltransferase 4-like
Exons: 11
Coding region: 440-2209 (589 amino acids)
Biological process (GO): protein O-linked glycosylation
Cellular component (GO): Golgi apparatus
Molecular function (GO): polypeptide N-acetylgalactosaminyltransferase activity
Source: RefSeq, a predicted model, not a curated record
AUUUGCAAACUUCCUAGUGAGUGAUCAACAAGGUACACUUGCUCAGUCAGCACAUCUGAAUUUCGUGAAUAACAAGGGGUUUUAAGGUCCGAAAUAUUUCCAGCACAAGUGCGCAUACAUGUAGUCUCAUUUAUUACACAGCUUCAAGAAUUCAUUUGAAAUCGAGUGAAAACAAGAGCUGGCAAGAUAAAUUCCGGAACGGAAAAGUGACAGCCCGAGCUAGCCAGCGCGGCAGACCAUCAUCAACGUGAAGAGGAUGUGGUUGUGUUGAAAGCUGCAGUCUCAGAUCGAGCUAGACAGAUGCAAGCCAGAGGUUGAGUCGGAGACAAAACGCCGAGCAGCUUCCAAGAACACGGAAUGUAGUGGACUAGAGCUGUGUGGCCUGGGGACUUUUUAAGUGGCAGCUGGUGAGAUUCCACUCUAGUGGUUGCCGGGGGCGAUGAGGGUGCGUUGCUCCCGGAAACUGGGCCUCCUAGCUAAGUCCUUCUUCCUGCUGUGGGUGCUGUGGCUGGGCUACCUGCUCCUGGUCCGUUCCGCCUCCUUCUCCUCCACAGGGAACGAUGGAGGGGAGGACGGAGGGGGCCGCAGCCUGCUGGUUAGGCACUUGGCCCCUGUGGAGGAACAGGGGAGCGAGCAGCUGGCCAGGCCUGUGUACGUGAAAGCGCCGGCGGAUGCCAACGCUCCCGGGGAAUGGGGCAAGGCCACCAGGCUGAACCUCAGCCCGGAGGAGAAGAAGCAAGAGGAGGACAGCGUGGAGAGAUACGCUAUUAAUAUCUUUGUCAGCGAUAAGAUCUCUCUGCACCGACACAUCCAGGACAACAGGAUGAAGGAAUGCAGAGCUAAGAAGUUUGACUACCGCCAUCUGCCGACCACGUCAGUGAUCAUAGCGUUCUACAACGAGGCCUGGUCCACCCUGCUCAGGACUAUCCACAGUGUUCUGGAGAGCACUCCUGCUGUCCUCCUGAAGGAGAUCAUUCUCAUAGACGACUUUAGUGACCGAGUCUAUCUGCAGUCUCAGCUGGAGCAGUACAUCAGUAACUGGGAGCGUGUCCGCCUCAUCCGCACCAACAAGAGGGAGGGGUUGGUCAGGGCGAGGCUCAUCGGCGCCACCUACGCCACGGGGGACGUAUUGACCUUCCUGGACUGUCACUGCGAGUGUGUCCCCGGCUGGAUCGAGCCGCUCUUGGAGAGGAUUGGAGAGAAUGAGAGCACCAUCGUGUGUCCGGUGAUCGACACCAUCGACUGGAACUCGUUUGAGUUCUACAUGCAGACAGAUGAGCCCAUGAUCGGAGGCUUUGACUGGAGGCUGACUUUCCAGUGGCACUCCCUCCCUGAGGUUGACCGCAAGAAACGCAAAUCCCGCACCGAACCCAUCAGGUCUCCUACCAUGGCCGGUGGGCUGUUUGCUGUGAGCAAGGCCUACUUUGAGUACCUGGGCACAUAUGACAUGGGCAUGGAGGUGUGGGGAGGAGAGAACCUGGAACUGUCCUUCAGGGUGUGGCAGUGUGGAGGUUCUUUGGAGAUCCACCCCUGCUCCCAUGUGGGCCACGUCUUCCCAAAGAAAGCUCCCUACGCCAGGCCCAAGUUCCUCCAGAACACGGUCCGUGCUGCCGAGGUGUGGAUGGACACCUACAAACAGCACUUCUACAACAGAAACCCCCCUGCCAGAAAGGAGACAUAUGGGGACAUCUCAGAGAGGGUUGUCCUCAGAGAGAGACUGAAGUGUAACAGCUUUGACUGGUACCUGAAGAACAUCUACCCUGACCUGCAUGUACCAGAGGACCGGGAGGGCUGGCAUGGGGCGGUGCGUAGCUCUGGGAUCCAUUCAGAGUGCCUGGACUACAACGCUCCGGAACACAGUCCCACGGGGGCGCACAUCUCCCUCUUCGGUUGCCAUGGGCAGGGCGGCAACCAGUACUUUGAGUACACGACUCAUAAGGAGAUCCGCUAUAACUCUGUGACGGAGCUGUGUGCCGAGGUACCAGAGGGACAGACUUACAUUGGGAUGAAACACUGCCCCCACGACAGAACCCCUACACCCCCCACCAUCAUCUGGGAGUUCAGAGAGGACGGGACCAUAUACCACCCUCACUCAGACAUGUGUGUCACCUCCUGCCGGACAGCCGAGGGGCGAGCGGACGUCCAGAUGAGGACGUGCACCCCCGGGGACAAGCACCAGCGCUGGAAGUUUGAGAACGGGGGGAACUAGCUUCACCCUAACCCUAAUUGACCUUUGACCUAAGUGCAAUUACAGUUCCACGGUGGACGAUUGAGAGGCAGGAUUUUUAAAGAGGGGACCCAGCAAGCCUCUCAGCAAACUACCUACUUGUUCCCUGUGGGAAGACUUCCUCAUUUAAAGUGCCUUUGCGAACCAAGUGGGGUCCACCCCAGAGGUGUCCGUAUUUAUGCCUGUCAGAAUUCCCUAGUUUUGUAGAUCUUCCCUUCCUGUCACUAUGGGAGAUUAAAAACAAUAAGAAAGCUUGAAGGAACAUUCCAGGAUUGUCUAGUGGUGUCAGAUCUAAAAGACUGGUUUCAAAGAGGAUCGAUGGCAGGCAUCAUGGGAGUUUUGUUUUUUAAUUCAGUGGGAUCGGCAUAGAUUCCAACCAAGUACUGUUGCGCUACAGAAUGAUUUUAUAGAAUAUUUGUGUUUUUUUUUUUACAUGUAGACCACAACAAAUAACUGAAUUGUGUUGUCCUUAAAAUAAGAUCAAAAAGUUGAGUACAUUAAAACGAUUAAUUUAGAGGUCUAAAUGAUUACUCUUUUCUAUGUGUGGUUAAUCUGGGGGUUUGUAAUUCAAAGAUAACCCUUUGAGAUAGCUGAAUAAGUCCCAAAGCUUUGUAUCAUAUGAGACUUAACUAUACAAGCCCCAUCUGGUUGUUUAUGUGAAAUGGAGUUAAGAGGACCCUGUCAUGCUAGGAUACUGUAUGUGUUCUACUCACCAGUGUCUGUCUCUCUGUUUGGAGACUGUUCAAAGUAGGUUGAAAUUGGGCUAAUUCGAACAAGACUUGAAACACUUACAGUGAGGGAAAAAAGUAUUUGAUCCCCUGCUGAUUUUGUACGUUUGCCCACUGACAAAGAAAUGAUCAGUCUA